ACUGACUUGCGCAUUGGGGGUCAGAGGACAGCGAGAUUCUCGCCCUGAGCAACAGCCUGACGUUGGCGGAAGGAAGCAGGCACAGGCUCCGUGAGGAGGCAAGGUUCUGAGGAGACAGGCCGACAAGGAGGACUGGAGGCCCCGGAGCAGCACUAGCUCCUGCCCACACUCCUACCUGCUGCCCUGACCAGAGUCAUCAUGCCACUUGAGCAGAGGAGUCAGCACUGCAAGCCUGAGGAAGGCCUUGAGGCCCAAGGAGAGGCCCUGGGCUUGGUGGGUGCGCAGGCUUCUGCUACUGAGGAGCAGGAGACUGCCUCCUCCUCCUCUACUCUAGUGGAAGUCACCCUGGGGGAGCUGCCUGCUGCCGAGUCACCAAGUCCUCCCCACAGUCCUCAGGGAGCCUCCACCCUCCCCACUACCAUCAACUAUAGUCUCUGGAGUCAAUCCGAUGAGGGCUCCAGCAACGAAGAACAGGAGGGGCCAAGCACCUUUCCUGACCUGGAGACCAGCUUCCAAGUAGCACUCAGUAGGAAGAUGGCUGAGUUGGUUCAUUUUCUGCUCCUCAAGUAUCAAGCCAGGGAGCCGGUCACAAAGGCAGAAAUGCUGGAGAGUCUCAUCAGAAAUUACCAGGACUUCUUUCCUGUGAUCUUCAGCAAAGCCUCCGAGUACCUGCAGCUGGUCUUUGGCAUCGAGGUGGUGGAAGUGGUCCCCAUCGGCCACUUGUACAUCCUUGUCACCUGCCUGGGCCUCUCCUACGAUGGCCUGCUGGGCGACAAUCAGAUCAUGCCCAAGACAGGCCUCCUGAUAAUCGUCCUGGCCAUAAUCGCAAUAGAGGGCGACUGUGCCCCUGAGGAGAAAAUCUGGGAGGAGCUGAGUGUGUUGGAGGCAUCUGAUGGGAGGGAGGACAGUGUCUUUGCCCAUCCCAGGAAGCUGCUCACCCAAGAUCUGGUGCAGGAAAACUACCUGGAGUACCGGCAGGUGCCCGGCAGUGAUCCUGCGUGCUACGAGUUCCUGUGGGGUCCAAGGGCCCUCAUUGAAACCAGCUACGUGAAAGUCCUACACCAUUUGCUAAAGAUCAGUGGAGGACCUCACAUUUCCUACCCACCCCUGCAUGAAUGGGCUUUUAGAGAGGGGGAAGAGUGAGUCUGAGCACGAGUUGCAGCCAGGGCCAGUGGGAGGGAGUCUGGGCCAGUGCACCUUCCAGGGCCCCAUCCAUUAGUUUCCACUGCCUUGUGUGACAUGAGGCCCAUUCUUCACUCUUUGAAGAGAGCAGUCAGUAUUGUUAGUAGUGAGUUUCUGUUCUGUUGGAUGACUUUGAGAUUUAUCUUUGUUUCCUGUUGGAAUUGUUCAAAUGUUCCUUUUAAUGGAUGGUUGAAUGAACUUCAGCAUCCAAGUUUAUGAAUGACAGUAGUCACACAUAGUGCUGUUUAUAUAGUUUAGGAGUAAGAGUCCUGUUUUUUAUUCAGAUUGGGAAAUCCAUUCCAUUUUGUGAAUUGUGACAUAAUAACAGCAGCGGAAAAAGUAUGUGCUUAGAAUUGUGAAAGAAUUAGCAGUAAAAUACAUGAGAUAAAGACCUCAAGAAGUUAAAAGAUACUUAAUUCUUGCCUUAUACCUCACUCUAUUCUGUAAAUUUGAAAAAAAAAAACAUGGAUACCUGGAUAUCCUUGGCUUCUUUGAGAAUUUAAGAGAAAUUAAAUCUGAAUAAAUAAUCCUUCCUGUUCACUGGCUCAUUUAUUUUCCAUUCACUCAGCAUCUGCUCUGUGGAAGGCUCUGCGUUAGUAGUGGGGAUGCUAAGGUAAGCAAGACUCACGCCUACCCGUAGCGUUGUAGAGCCUAGGACCUGCAGUCAUAUAAUUAAGGUGGCAAGAAGUCCUGUAAGAUGUAGAGGAAAUAUAAGAGAAGGGUGAGGGUGUGGGGUUCCAGGAGAGAGUUGUGGAGUGUAAAUGCCCUGAGCUGGGGCAUUUUGGACUUUGGGAACCUGCAGUUCCUUCUGAAGGAGCUGACUCUGAUGAAGCUGGAUGGGUCCAGGGCCCACAGAUUCUCAGUGAAUGAGAGAAAAGCCUGGAAUGGAAAGCAACUCUGAGUAGUUUAUUUCGGAUGGGGGAUGAAGAGAGAGGAAUCUCCACCUGGGGCUGGAAUGGAAGGUGUCCUGUGCUUUUGUCCCACUGCUAUUGAACACAACCCAAGAUCUAGGUGAUGAAAAUCUAUCUAUCUGCAAGGGUUUCCUGAGCGAUAAGGCUGAAUUUCCUGGAAGGGUGACCCAGAAGCCCCUGGCCAGGUGCUUUUCUGCCGCGCAAGGAGAACCAGAGCUGACUCUAUUAAAAAGGCAUUCUAACUAGGUUAUCUCAAGUGCAAUUUGACCAAUUGUAGGCAUGGGCCAGAUUUUGGAUGGUAACAAAAUGGAUGAAAACAGUGGUUUGGGUGGGAAAGCAGCUGGGAGAGAUGGAAGGAAUUGGUCUUUGACACACAUUCUAGGAGUUUUGAGUUGCACCUGGCUGGGCAAAACUCCCGCACACACAAAGUUUGAAGUGCAUUCUCUAAGAGGAAAUACUUAACUGAAUUUUACAGGUGAAGCUUCCUUUUUGGUCUAAUUAUCCCAUGUCCUAUUGAGCUGUAUAUUCUCUGAUGACUCCUGGAGAACAACAACAACAACAACAAAGUCACAGAGUGCUAGUGCCUAGGCUUUAAAAAUAUUAGAAAUAACAGCCAUCGGCCAUUUGUUAAACUUCUAAUUUCCACCAGGCCCGGAGUUUCUGUUGCUCCACAUCUUCACUGGCAAUUGGUCUUGGUUUUGUUUUCUUUGUUUUGCUUUUUUAUGGGUUUGGACAUUCUAAUAGGUGUGUAGUGGUAUCUCACUUUAGUACACAAUUACCUAAUGCCAAAGGACACUCAGUAUUUUAUUAUGCUUAUUUGCCCUGUGUGUAUCUUCUUUUGUGUAGAUUGUGUUCAGAUCUUUGACUAUUUUCAUUUUUUCUAUCAUUGAGCUUUAAGAAUUCGUAUAUAUUGUAGAGACAAGUUCUUUAUCACAUAUGUGUACCGCAGAUGUUUUCUGCUAGUCUGUGGCUUCUGUUUUCAUUCUCUUAACAUUGUCCUUUGAAGAGCAUAAGAUUUUUAUUUUAAUAAAAUCAACUUGGCAAAUUUUUCUUUCCUCGAUCAUGCUUUUGGUGUUGAAUUUAAAAACUCAUCACCAAACUCAAAGUUAUGUGGAUUUUCUCUUAUGUUUUCUUAUAGAGGUUGUAUAGUUCUUGUAUUUUUAAUCAGGUCUAUGAUGUAUUGAGUUAAUUUUCUUGCAAUAUGUAAGGAUAUGUCUAGGUUAUUAUAAUUUGUGUAUAGGUGUCUAAUUGUUCAGGCACCUUUUGUUGGCAAACCUGUACUUUCACCAUUAUUGCCUUUGUUGUGAAUCACCUGACUAUAUGUGUGCAGGUCUAUUUCUGAGCUCUAUUCUGUUUUAUUAAUCUAUGUGUCUAUUCUUUGCUAAUGCUUAUGUCCUCCACCAAAUUCAUAUUUUGAAACCCUCAACCCCAGGGUGUCAGUAUUUGGAGAUGAGGCUUCUAAGGUAGUAAUUAAUGUUAAAAGAGGCCAUAAGGGUGGGAGCUUGAUCCCACAGAAUUAGUGUGAUUAUAAGAAGGGAGAAGAAACAGAAGAAAGUACUUUUGUGCCUGCAUGACCCCUCUCUCUCUUUUUCUUUCUCUCUCUCUCUUCCUCUCUCUCUCUCUGCACAUGCACAGAGGAAAGGCCAAGAACGGACAAAUUAAUAAAGGGCCAUCUACAAGCCAGGAAUAAGGCCAUCACCAGAAGACAACCCCGCCAGUCCUUGAUCUGGGACUUCCACACUUCAAAACUGAAAAAAGAUAAAUUUCUGUUGUUUCAGCUACUCGGUCAAUGGCAUUUUGUUAUGGCAGCCUAAGCUAAGA
Messenger RNA from Gorilla gorilla gorilla (western lowland gorilla), 3914 nucleotides. Its product is annotated as melanoma-associated antigen 12. The record is from RefSeq and is a predicted model, not a curated record. Gene Ontology annotation, molecular function: histone deacetylase binding. Gene Ontology annotation, cellular component: nucleus. The transcript is spliced from 2 exons. Gene Ontology annotation, biological process: negative regulation of transcription by RNA polymerase II. NCBI's taxonomy places the organism in Eukaryota, Metazoa, Chordata, Mammalia, Primates, Hominidae. Bases 199 to 1143 code for a protein of 314 amino acids.